Tinamus guttatus (white-throated tinamou) is the source of this 765-nucleotide messenger RNA. RefSeq names its product coiled-coil domain containing 152 (gene CCDC152). NCBI's taxonomy places the organism in Eukaryota, Metazoa, Chordata, Aves, Tinamiformes, Tinamidae. The record is from RefSeq and is a predicted model, not a curated record.
AUGUUCUGUGAAGAAACUAUGAAGAAUAUCAGUUUGGUGAAUCUUGGUAAACUUCUAGAUGACUUCUCAGUGAUAGAAAAGAAAAUAUCAGAAAUUACUGAAGCAAAUAACCUACUGGCUCUUCAGCUGGAAAAAUCCAGUAUGUUGGUAAAAUUAAGCCUAUCUAAAGAGGACUCAGCAAAAGAAGAAUGUACUGCUUUGCAGAAUGUGAUAAAUGGUCUAACACAAACUGUUGAAAACCAAUGUAACGUGAAAGAUGAAAAUGAGAGCCUGAAAGAUAAUAUUCAGAUGUUGGAAGAGAAAUUAACUGCUCGUGAACAGGAAUAUAAACUUCAGAUUGAGAAGCUUUUGAUGGAAAUUAAAAAUAAAGAGGAAGACCACAAAGUGGAAAUAACAAGACUGAAUCGUGACAUGAAAAAACAAAUUGAACUAAUAGAAGUGGAAUAUAAAGAAAAAAUAGAGAAAAAAGAACUGGAAGUAUUAGAGUUAAACAGACAGCUGAAAACUCAAGAUGAAGAGAAGCAGAAUGAAAUAAUUAAACUGCAGAUAGAGUUCAAUGCUAAAUUAGCAAGAGUUCAGAAUAAAACAGCAAAAUCAUUUCCAGAUGCAUCUGUCCUGCCACAAAGUAUCUAUCGAAGGAAGCUGCAGCAUCUCUAGGAGGAAAAAAACAAGGAAAUUGAAAUUCUGCAUAAUACCAUAAGGGACUUGGAGCAACAUCUUAAUAAAGGCCAGGACCCUUUGCUAGCAUCACACAGAAGCCCCUAG